Diachasmimorpha longicaudata is the source of this 1197-nucleotide messenger RNA. Its product is annotated as exosome complex component RRP43-like. Bases 143 to 961 code for a protein of 272 amino acids. Gene Ontology annotation, molecular function: mRNA 3'-UTR AU-rich region binding. Gene Ontology annotation, cellular component: cytoplasmic exosome (RNase complex); nuclear exosome (RNase complex). Gene Ontology annotation, biological process: exonucleolytic trimming to generate mature 3'-end of 5.8S rRNA from tricistronic rRNA transcript (SSU-rRNA, 5.8S rRNA, LSU-rRNA); nuclear polyadenylation-dependent mRNA catabolic process; U5 snRNA 3'-end processing. Lineage: Eukaryota; Metazoa; Arthropoda; Insecta; Hymenoptera; Braconidae. The record is from RefSeq and is a predicted model, not a curated record. The transcript has 7 exons.
CUGUCGCCGGUAAUUUCUCUUUGGAGCACAUGGGUCACCACUGAACAAACACAAGGAGACAUAACCUACCAAACUGUUCAAUGUUUAUGGCUCAUUAUUUGUGAAUUAGAGAGAUUGUUCAUUAUAUCUACGUGGAUUUAUCAUGGCAUCAGUUUACAAGACAAUUUAUCCCGUCAAGUACCUCAGAGAUCAUUUGUCUCAGAAUAUACGGCCGGAUGGUCGUGAAUUCCUAAGCUUUCGACCGGCGAGUGUAAACGUUUCAUCGAUUGGUCAGGCAGACAGCUCUGCAAUAUUUAAAAUUGGAAAUACAACAGUUGUAUGUGGAAUCAAAGCUGAAUUGGCUGCACCAACAGCACAAGCUCCAGACUGUGGAUUUUUGAUCCCAAAUGUGGGAUUAUCUCCCCUCUGCUCAUCAAAAUUUCGUCCUGGACCUCCGAGUGAUCAAGCACAAGUUGCAACCAAGAUCAUUGACAAUAUCUUAUGGAAUUCCCAUAUUAUUGAUCUCAAAGAUUUGUGUAUUUGCAAGGAUAAACUGGCUUGGGUAUUGUACUGCGAUCUUGAAUGCAUCGAUUCUGAUGGAUCCAUCAUUGAUGCCUGCUUGGGGUCUCUUAUGGCGGCUUUAUCCACUUUGACGUUACCUGAAAUUCUUCAUAAUUCUGAAUCACAAUCGACGACAGUCCACCCCAGUAACAGAGCUCCUGUACCUUUGAAAGGGAUUUUCACCUCAAUAUCGUUUGCAGUUUUUGACGAGAAUUUAUUGCUUGUUGAUCCGACUGAUGAAGAAGAAACUCAAGCUCUAGCCAGAUUCACAAUAGUCAUGAACAGGGACGAGUUCAGCUACAUUCACAAAUCUGGUGGAGUUCCCAUUAGUCCAGAUCUCCUUUCAAAAAGUAUAACAAGAGCCAGAAGUCGAUCGGAAAAUAUCAGCAGUUUAAUUACAAAAGCGAUAUCGUCAAAAUGAUAAAUUAAAAGUAAAUAAAAUUAAUCACUUUAUUUGUAAUUUUUAAAUGAAUAAAUUAAUUGAAAACUAUUUUCAUAUCGUCCAAAAAAUAUAUUUUCAUUGCUUAUUAAUUAAUAUGAAUAAAUACAAAAAAAUAUUGAUUAAUCAAAAACGCGAAACAAAAUCAUUCAGUUGCAUUGGACAGAAUCAUUAAUUCUCAAUCAGGCUGGUGAUUUUUAGUGACUAAAAUUAUAAAA